AUGGUAACUACACCAAACAUCGGGCUCUGUUGGUCGUCACAGCUGCAAUCUGAAAACCGGAUCCCACCUCGUGGUACCUGCUCCUUGCCUCAAGGCCUCCAGCGAGGCCAACCCGGACUCGAACUCGUUCCUUCUGCUCUAGAGCGUCAAGCUAGUGAGAAAGGGAGGCAGCAACGGAAACCCUUCGCACGUACGUCCCUCGAAGAGACGGUUAUCUCGGUACUCACCAAUGUACGCAUGCACAUCCAACUGACAUGGUUACGCACACACACACACACACAGAAACACAACCUCAUAUUGGCAAAUGAGAGCAGGCCGGCGCGUCUGAGUGCUGACUCGAGGUGCUUGAGCACGCAGACAAACGUUCGUCGGCAUGACAGCAACGCAUUCGACUGGUCACAGGUUCUCCAAAGCCUGGCAACCCAGUGCCUGACAUGGCGACGGAGACCAAAGUUGUCCCACCCGUGA
Molecule: messenger RNA, 468 nt
Organism: Protopolystoma xenopodis
Lineage: Eukaryota; Metazoa; Platyhelminthes; Monogenea; Polystomatidea; Polystomatidae
Source: the annotation of a GenBank genome assembly